UGUCCACUAAAAAUAAGAAAAACAAAAAUGAGGUUCAAAUCAGUUCUCUUGUGUUGCCUUUUGGGAUUGGCUCUCAUCUCAGCUGUGAUUGCUGAUAAGUCAUUUAGAGAUGAUGUGCAAGGAUAUCAUGGUGACGGCUACGGUGGAGGUUAUGGUGGCGGCUACGGCAGAAGUGGAGGAGGUGGUUAUGGUGGUGGCGGAGGUGACAGCAGUGGUGGAGGUUAUUAUUGGGGGGGUGGUUACAGUAGUGGAAGUGGAGGAAGUGGAGGAGGUGAUGUAGGAAGUUCUGGUGGUGGUGCCGGUGGUGGUGGCAGCAAAUAUUAAAUUGUCACUAAAAUUAUGUAAUUAAUAAUCUAUAAUCCAAUUUAACUGAAGGAGGAUCAUCCUAUAAACAAAAUUUUCUAUUUAUUGAAUGUUUUUUUUGUGCCAAAAGCUUGCCUCUUAAACAUAAUAAUUCAUAUUUUUGUUGCCAUUCA
This is a messenger RNA of Arachis duranensis, 476 nucleotides long. RefSeq names its product glycine-rich protein 5. The transcript has 2 exons. NCBI's taxonomy places the organism in Eukaryota, Viridiplantae, Streptophyta, Magnoliopsida, Fabales, Fabaceae. The record is from RefSeq and is a predicted model, not a curated record. The coding region runs from base 28 to 324 and encodes 98 amino acids.